AUGAUGAUUGAGCUGCAGGGCGCCGAGGACGGUGGCGGCGGUGGAGGAGUCGGAGUCGGCCACCUGGAGGUCUUGAGCGCCGAGGAGCUGGAGUGUAAGAUCUGCUACUGUGCGUAUACUCUCGGGGGUCGGAGGCCAAAGGUGCUCGAGUGCUGCCACCGCCUGUGCGCGAAAUGCCUCACUAAGAUCUUGGAUCUGGGCGAGUCGCCGCCCGACGCCAUCGUGUGCCCCUUCUGCCGAUACAUUACCCGACUCCCAGGUGAGGCGGCGAGCAGCCUGCCGGACGAUGGCAACCUGGUGGCGGCGCUUGCCCUCCGCAGCAGGAACCAGAGGAACAUCCAGGAGACGACCACGGAGCUGCUCCUCAGCCCCGGGCGCCUGAGCUCACUCUUCGGAAACAACCCGCCCGCGACGACUCCUUCCUCCUCCUCUUCCUCCUCCGCGUCGUCCUCGACCACCUACUCCUCCAUCCGGGGCUCGCCCAACUUUGUCGUCAUCACCAUCAUGGAGCCUCCGCCGAUGCCUGCGGCCAUGCAAGACCUCCACCGACACCGACACCCACACGGGUCGCUCACAUCACACCGGGGCUACCGCUCAUCCAGUGUGGACUCCAUGGCGUCCAUCACGCAGCGGUGGACCGUGUGGAACUGUGCCGCCCUCCUGUGCCAGACCUCGGCCCGGGCUCUGGUGUGGGUCCUGGGGCUGCUGUACUUCAGCUCGCUGCCCAUGGGUGUCUACCUGCUCAUCAUGCAGAGGACGACCCUCGGGGUGCUGCUGGUGAGUCUGGUUCCCGCCAGCCUCGUCAUGAUCAUGGUCUACGGAUUCUGCCAGUGUAUCUGUCACGAGCUGUGGGACUGCAUGCCUCCAUAACUGGGACCAGAGUGAAUGGGUUUGCUUUGAACACGCCUUACAAUGGAUCUCCAGAGUUCACUAACGGGGAUGUUACCGUGUAACCGACCAUGUGGACUCUUAGAGAAAAUGCUGCUUUUCUUUGUUAAGGAGAAGAACAUUGUGUAAAUUACAAAUGGGGCUCACAGUUUUGGGGCUUUUCCUUGUUAUACAUGUACAUUUGUGCUUUGUUUAGCUUUGUAGCAACUAAUAAACUCAGUAGAGCUCACAUGAC
This is a messenger RNA of Labrus mixtus (cuckoo wrasse), 1123 nucleotides long. It is a transcript of the gene rnf182, whose product is annotated as ring finger protein 182. Lineage: Eukaryota; Metazoa; Chordata; Actinopteri; Labriformes; Labridae. The coding region runs from base 1 to 870 and encodes 289 amino acids. The record is from RefSeq and is a predicted model, not a curated record. The transcript has a single exon.